Molecule: messenger RNA, 987 nt
Organism: Postia placenta MAD-698-R-SB12
Lineage: Eukaryota; Fungi; Basidiomycota; Agaricomycetes; Polyporales; Adustoporiaceae
Exons: 4
Coding region: 1-987 (328 amino acids)
Source: RefSeq, a predicted model, not a curated record
AUGACAUCAUCUCGCGACGAUACUAAUUCCAAUAUGAAGGCGAUGCUGGCGAGCUUGAGCUCAGCUAUCCCGUCGCAGCGCCGCAUGCCAGAGCCACUAUUCGUCAACGCCUGGCGUCUGGAUAUGAUGAGCGGGCUGGCCGCGUUCGGGCCUGUCCUAUUGGGACUUCUUCGCCUCAUCCAGUUUUCUCUCGAUUCUCCCUGGGAAGAUACACGACAUCUGCUGUUUAUCCGCUCGUAUGCAUCAGUCUAUGAAGCACCACGAGAUAUACCGGUCCGUGAGGCACCUGCUGAUCCGUCAUACGCCACUUUUAGCGGCUACACUCAGUCAAAAUGGGUCGCUGAGCAGCUACUCCUUGCCACAGCACAAAGGACCACGCUGGAUCCAUUGAUCGUGCGUGUUGGCCAGCUCACCGGUGGACCUGCUGGGGAUUGGGCGGCAAACGAAUGGUUCCCUGUCAUGGUGCAGAGCGCCCCAUACCUUGGGUGCUUUGUCGACGAUCCACGGCCGUGUCCUUUCCUUCCUUUCGACAUCGCCGCAGGCGCACUCCUUGACAUGCUCCACGCAUCGAGCCCUACCCAUAUCGUGCAUCUCAUCCAUCCGCGUCCCGUGUGUUGGAAUGCUAUUGCAAGGCAUAUUGCCGCGGAGUUGUCUGUAAAGCUUGUGCCAUACAGAGAAUGGCUGGCACGACUGGAGAACGCAGCAAGGUCGCUACCAGAGGAUAAGACAGUCCGCCGCAGGAGGCUGCGGGAAUGUCGUGCACUGCGGCUACUCCCGUUCUUCCGUGUCUACGUACCUGACGGGUCAGAGGCCAGUCCGUCAGCAAUGGGGUGGCCUGAUUUCGAAGUCAAGCAAGCCAUUGCGGCUUCGCAGACGCUGGCGAAUCCGCGUGUCCGGCAGCUGGGGUCUGAGGACGUGAUGAAAUGGCUGGAGUAUUGGAGAAGAGUUGGCGCUCUUCCAGCGAAAAUCUCUCUGACGCGACUAUGA